This is a messenger RNA of Nematolebias whitei (Rio pearlfish), 516 nucleotides long. RefSeq names its product protein FAM180A. The transcript has 3 exons. The record is from RefSeq and is a predicted model, not a curated record. Bases 1 to 516 code for a protein of 171 amino acids. Lineage: Eukaryota; Metazoa; Chordata; Actinopteri; Cyprinodontiformes; Rivulidae.
AUGGCACCAUGGUGGAUUUUACUUGCUGGUGUUUACCUGAUCAGCCUGCAGGUGUCCGCUCAGCGCCACAGGAAAGCUCUGUAUCCGGCUGCAUAUAGGAUGAAGCGUGGAGCGUAUUCACUCAUCAACCCCACAUUCCAGCGCUCGGAGGAGGAUGCCGGUUUGCUUUUUGAGAUUCUGCUGGCUGGAAUGCAGAUCCGAGGCGAGGACCACACCCUGCUCAUCCCAGACGAGGAGCUGGCGUCUUUAAGGAGCGUUAAAACACUGGAAGUCAUCUGUGAGGACGUUCUGCCCAAGAAACUCUCUGAUAUCCGCCGUCUGACGGCUGACCUCGCCCAGCGGCGGCGACCUCUCAGCUGGCAGGACUUCGAGAGAACCGUGCUGACUCUGGUUUACACCUCGCAGACCCUGGCCCAGAUCACCGACCAGAACCAGAGGGAGCUCUGGACCGACUCUUUGGUGCAGCUGUUUCGAGCUGUUCAAAAAGACCUCAACCCCUCCUUAGAAACAGUUUAA